Molecule: messenger RNA, 4503 nt
Organism: Aplysia californica (California sea hare)
Lineage: Eukaryota; Metazoa; Mollusca; Gastropoda; Aplysiida; Aplysiidae
Product: pumilio homolog 2
Exons: 21
Coding region: 398-3586 (1062 amino acids)
Biological process (GO): post-transcriptional regulation of gene expression
Cellular component (GO): cytoplasm
Molecular function (GO): mRNA 3'-UTR binding
Source: RefSeq, a predicted model, not a curated record
UUAGGCUAUUUACGGUCUCUACCCUGGCCCAGGUCUGCCUCAGAGAUCAAAUCAGCUACAUUUAAAAAGUAGCCUUUUUUAUAUAAGACAACGGGCAACACUGAUUUUUUAAAUCGCUUUGUUGCCUUUUGACAAAGUGAUGGCUUUCAGCUAAAGGUCGCAAUGAAAGAAUGGGUUUGAUUAUUUCAGAGUUUGUUUCAGAAAGUUGUUCAUAAUCAGCGCGCUAAACCAGCCUAUUUUUGGAGUCGGUGAGUCAUGACGUCAACAUUAUACUUUUACCCAGAAUUCAAAGCGAAUCCAAAAUGGCCUGCGUCUGAACACAAAUACAAACAUUCCUGUGGGUCGAAAACAAUCGGAAGCAAUCGAGUCGUAGGGUAUGCAAAGGGAUACUUUUUAGAUGCCGGUACCAAGCAUGAAUAAUUCUUCUUGGGAAGGCAGCCAGGGUAUGCUGAAUCAAAGGGACAUGGCCGGAAUGAGGCAGAACCAAGGCACGCGUUCUCAAGAUGAUGCUAAUGUUGGAUAUUUGUAUCAAAGAAGUCACAAUGAUGUACAAAUGGGCGGUGGAUUUCCCCACAAAAGAUGGGCUGUGGGUGAUGACAGUAUUCUCGAACAGAACCGCCAGAUGACAAGUGUACAGGACCUGGAGAGGCAGUUUCAGGGAAUGGCUAUGGCCAAUGCGCCAGGCAGACCUGAUAUGGGUCAUCAGUCCAAAAAGUUAUGGGAUGAUGAGCCCCACAAAGCUGGCGACGGACAGCACAAAGGAAUGUUUCACAACUGGACCACCAGGGAUGACACAUGGACAAGCAAUCCCGCAGAACCUUCAAAUCAAAUUGGCGUGAGUAUGGUGGAGGUGUUACUUGGGGGAUCACCAAACAAAAUGGAACCAAAUGCUCUCAGUCGGAUAAAGCCUUUUACGCAGUUCCCUCGACAGGUUCCGCAGCAAGAGCCCCACCUGGUGGAGGAGAAGAAGAGCAAGACCCCGUCCCCGUUUGAGGAGGGGGGCGCCGGCGAUGACGGGAAGGACAGCCUUCAGGCCAACGGGAUGCUGCCCAACGGCCUCGAUGAUGGGGGCUUCCGGGGCAGCAGACAGACAUCCCCGGCAGAUGAGGAGAGACAAGCGGCGGUUGCGAUGGCCAUGGACCCACAGAAGCUCCACCUGCGGGACGGCGGUGACUUUCUGGACAACGGUCAAGCGGCGGUGGGCUUCAGCCUGGAUUCCCACCACCACACGCAGUUUGAGCAGGUGGGGCUGGACACGCUGCCGUACGGUGGCGACUUUGGGAACCAGAUGAUGUCCAGCAUGGAUAGCCCCAACAAUUACAACAUGGACUACAAUCAGCAACUCCUGCAGAGGCAGCAACAGCCCAUCGCCAUGUUGACCCCCCAGCAACCCUUCACAUUGCCAGGCCAGCAACCCCUAGGGGUUGCGGGCCCAAACCCAAUCACGCAAGGACCAUAUGUUCUGGCCCAGGAUCCAUAUGUGGCGGCGGGAGUGCCGUUCGCAGGUCCCUCCAUGAUGCAUCAGUACUACCAGAUCCCCAUGAUGUUCCCCACGGCCAACCUCCCCAACCUCAUGCAAGGCCAGCAGAACCCACAGGCGCUGCAGCAGCAACAGCAGCAGCAGCAGCAGCAACAGAUGCUGCGCGGCCAGGCGGGCUCCCCGUCCCAGGGCAGCGACAUCAUUGGCUCCUCGGCCAGCCAGAUGCCCUCGCAGGCCAUGCAGACGCCCAACCCAGGGUACCAGCUGAUGCCGGCCUACAUUGACCAGAAUGGUCAGAUCGUGAACCCGCGUCUGCUGGGCCCGCAGGUGCGCCUGGUGUCCCCCGCACCGCUCCUGGUCAACGCCGGUGCCGGACAGCAAGGUGGGGAAGGUGGCUCCAACCAGCUGGCGGCGGCUGCAGCAGCUGCGAACAACCCCCUCCGUCUCCUCAACACACAAGGUCAACAGACGCCGCCCGUGGCCAGCAAUACUCCGUCCUCCGGACAAAACUCGGCUCUAGCUGGCUACUCUCCGACCAGCAGUCUGGGCUACACCCAGGUGACCACCAGCCUGUUCACCCCCAUCUCCACCAACCUGGGUCUCACCGCCCCACAACAGAACGGCUUUGCCAGCAACGGACUCACAGGGCUCGGGUCUAGCGCCCCUGGAACUAUUGGCCGGAGGCGCGAGUCCCUGGAGAUGAAGCGGCAGCAGCAGUUACCCGCCAUGGGCGGCUACUACGCACCGCUGCCGGGCAUGGCCAGCUCUCCGGGGGCCAGCAUGUCGGGCAUGAUGGGAAACUCCUCGAUGACCCCGCCACCCUCGCUCUCAGGAUCCUCCUCAAACCUUUCUCUCGGUCUGAAUGUCGGGGGUCGUCCUUACUCAGCUGCCCCGGGAGCUGAGACGGCUAAGUACCGCAAUGCCAGCCUGGUCUCGGCGGCCAAUGGGCUUCUUGGGAACACUUUCUUCCCCAGUCGCACAAUGACCUCCAGAAGCGCCAGCUUGUCCAAAGAGGUGACCGGACGCAGCCGGUUACUGGAGGACUUCCGCAACAACCGCAUCCCGAAUCUGUCUCUGAAGGAGCUGGUCAACCACGUGGUGGAGUUCUCUCAGGAUCAGCACGGCUCCAGGUUCAUCCAGCAGAAGUUGGAGCGAGCCAGCCCCCAGGAGAAGGCCAUGGUGUUUGGAGAGAUCUUGUCUUCCGCGUACUCCUUGAUGACGGACGUGUUCGGCAACUACGUCAUCCAGAAGUUUUUCGAGUUCGGCUCCCCCGACCAGAAGCAGACGCUGGCCCAGCGCGUGAGGGGACAGGUGCUGCCCCUGGCCCUGCAGAUGUACGGAUGCCGGGUCAUACAGAAGGCGCUCGAGUCGAUCCCACCAGACAUGCAGGUGGAGAUUGUCAAAGAGCUGGACGGCCACGUGCUCAAGUGUGUCAAGGAUCAGAACGGCAACCACGUGGUGCAGAAGUGUAUUGAGUGCGUUGACCCCAAGUUCCUGCAGUUCAUCAUUGACGCUUUCAAAGGACAGGUGUACAACCUGUCGACGCACCCGUACGGCUGCCGCGUGAUCCAGCGCAUCCUGGAGCACUGCACGCCGGAACAGACGGGCCCCGUGCUGGAGGAGCUUCACGAGCACACGGAGCGGCUGGUGCAGGACCAGUACGGCAACUACGUCAUCCAGCACGUGCUGGAGCACGGCCACAUGGAGCACAAGAGCAAGAUCGUCAACACCAUCCGCGGCAAGGUGCUCAUGCUCAGCCAGCACAAGUUUGCCAGCAAUGUUGUGGAGAAGUGCGUGUCUCACUCGUCGCGACAGGAGCGGGCCUUGCUCAUUGAGGAGGUGUGCAACAUGAGCGAUGGUUAUGGCCACCACUCUGCGCUGUACUCGAUGAUGAAGGACCAGUUUGCCAACUACGUGGUGCAGAAGAUGAUCGACGUGGCCGAGCCGCCGCAGCGCAAGGUGCUGAUGCACAAGAUCCGGCCGCACAUCGCCACGCUGCGCAAGUACACGUACGGCAAGCACAUCCUGGCCAAGCUGGAGAAGUUCUUCAUGAAGAACAACCCGGAGAUGGGCAACAUUGGCAUCUCAGCCAACGGGGCCAUGUAGUAGCAGCAGCAGGGAGGAGGUAGGACGUAACGAGGACACACACACACACACACGUACAACACACAAAUGCGGGCACGCACACACGCCCUCUCCCCGGACGAGAUGAAGGGAGGGAGGGAUGUGCUGUCUGCUGGCCACGCCCAUCAACGGUGGUCGACUGAGCCUCAAUGAAUGUAUGCCAAGCUAAGUACUUGUUAGACCUUAUACACUGGCGCGCUCAGGCAUGCUCACACGGACAAAGGCGAGCGGCUUUGAAAGAUGGCGCUGUCGUCGAGGGGAUAUGCUUUUUGACGUCCAUCCACGCUGGAAAGGCUUGAUUUACGGUUUCCAUUGGAGGUAUUUCGUGAACUUUUAUUAUUGUGUUGGGGUUUUUAUGAAAUUUUUUUUUUUCUCUGUCUUUGGAGGUGAGAGAAAAGCUGUGGGGGAUCCAUGUGGAGUUUCACACGUGUUGAACUGACGUGGUUCAGAGCCAUCUUGGUGGCUGGCUGCUAUCUGUGUUUAGUGGUAGCACGUUUGUCCGAGGCUUGAAGUAGUUCUGUGUCUGUGAACCUAUGGUGCGGCCAGACCCUCCAGUGGAAGGACAAAAAUACGGACUGCGGCUGCGGUUGGUUUUUAAAAAGUGGUUUUGCAUGUGUAUGCUUCUUGAAAUUUGCUGUUUCGUUGUGCUUUUGUUUGAUGUUAAACAGUUUGUUUUUGUGUAUACUACGACCCCCCUCUCAUCGUUUUGUAUGAUAGCUGCAACUAUCACUCCCCCCCCCCGCGUAAGAAAUGAAAAUAACUUUGUGUUCCCGACGUGACGACCUGUGGUAGACUGUGUAUUCUCUACCGUGUCGCAAUGUUUUUGUCGAGCAAGACAGUAUAGUAUGUAUGUCUCCAUGGUGUGAAUGUCGUCAGAGAGCAGUAGCUAUGCAAAUAAU